This is a messenger RNA of Cetraspora pellucida, 1548 nucleotides long. The record is from the annotation of a GenBank genome assembly. NCBI's taxonomy places the organism in Eukaryota, Fungi, Glomeromycota, Glomeromycetes, Diversisporales, Gigasporaceae.
AUGACUCAACGUCCCGUGUCUGAGCAAUUUAAUCUUCAACAAAAGCCGGGAUCUAAUCCACAAUACCGCCAGUCGGCAGACUUAUCUCACCUAAGUCAACAACCGACGAAUAAUAGAAGCUCCCGUCCAACCUCCGAAAUAUUCUCCGCAAAUAACCACAAUACAUAUCAAUCACCUGAAGCUGAAGCCAUUGAUAAAUGGUUUGAAGAUCUUCAACACUAUGAACAAACUCUUGAAGAAAUGGCAACCGCUAGGUUGGAUCAAAAUUUUAAAGAAGAACUUGGUGCCAUAGAACAAUGGUUUCGUGUAUUAUCUGAAGCUGAACGAACUGCUGCUUUGUAUAGCUUAUUACAACAUUCAACUCAAGUACAAAUAAGGUUCUUCAUAACUGUUUUACAACAAAUGGCAAGAAAUGAUCCGAUGGGUGCUCUCUUGUCACCUGCUAACCCUGAGAAAGAUUUGAUGCAAGCUCAACUGGCAGGUGCUAUGGCUAAAGCUGAAGUUGAAGCUAAACUUGCCGGUAUGGCUCUUAAAUCUCCAACAAGUCCAACUUAUGCACGUCGUUUAUAUGAUCGAAAUCCUGGCGUUGAUUUCUUAUCCCCUGAAACUGCUAUUUAUACCGAUCCUGCUGCUGCUCUCGCUCAGCAAAGAGCUCGCCUUCAAGCUGGUAAUCGUGGUACUUUUGCUCUUCCUUGGUCUCCUGCUGGUUAUUCUAUGCGUUCUCCUCGAUCUGGUAAUGCUUUUGAUGGCGAGCUAUCUCCUCUUGUCGGUGGAAGUUGGGCUAGUAUGGUAUCAACACCUGUGGUUCCGAUGUUUGCUGAAAAACCUAAACAAACUACUGAUGUAGAUAUGGUUAAUAAAAAAUUGUCAAAUUGGAGUGUGAGCAAUAACUCGGUGGUGUUAGAAAGUGAUGUUAAAAAAUUCCGUCGGAAUCAUGGAAAAUCUAGUUCUGGUGUUCCUGCUACUGUUCAAGAAGAAAAAUUUAAUUCAAAUCAAACAAAUAUUGUUUUAUCUAUGUACGAUACUGAUGGGAAUAUCCGUUCACCUCAACAUUCUCCUAUUCCAAGUACAAAGUCUAUUUCCAGGCAGAAUUCACGUCCUACUUCUCCUAAUCCUAAUCCUCCAGGAUUGUAUCCCGCUCAUUCUAAUUGGAAUCAAAAUACUGGUGGAGGUAAACAUACUCAUUUAACACCACCUAAUGUUGGCCAUUAUAAUGAAGAGAAUGGUGAAGUAGUUGGAUAUCAUAGUGAUCAUAGUGAUGCUUCUCAUAAUAAUAAUCCUCCUUCAAAACAUGGUAAAAAUAAAAAGAAACAAAAUGAUGAUACCGUUGAUUUCAACUUAUUGCAAGAUAUUCCUGCUUGGUUACGUAGUCUUCGUUUACACAAGUAUACCCCUGUAUUUGAAGGAAUGAUAUGGCAAGACAUUAUUGAAUUAGAUGAUUCUUCGCUAGAACAAAAAGGUGUUGCUGCACUCGGUGCUAGACGCAAAAUGCUUAAAGAAUUUGAUAAGGUUAAGAUUGCCAUGCAACAGGUCGAAAAAGGAACAUGA